ACUGCAAUGAGACUGUAGCCUAUGCGCAAGUUUUUCGUCCAGCCCUCCCCUCGCUUGUUUGAGAGUUCUUUACUGUGGCUGGUGCAGUCUAAGGGAUGGGGGGUUAGAUUCUGCGACGUCAACUACCUGUGUGGCCCCCGCAUGGAGGAGAGUGGACAGGGAUGCGUUUGAUGGAACAGUUUUAUGCGAGACUCGAAUGCCUCCUCAGCAUUUUAUUGGGCAUGCCGACGUCACGACAUUUUACUGACAAUCAUACAUAAGUAGGAGGACGAGUUGUAAUGCGUAACAGGAGGAGGAGGAGUGGAAGCUGGGAAACGCAGCAGAGGGUCGCUUUUUUCUGAUAGUCCGAAUAAAAACAUGAUGACAGUCCUGUUAAAGCCCACCUGGAGCUUGAUUUCACCAAAUGUGACAGAUAUGGUCUCUUCCUCCAUCUGUGUGUCUCUGUCGUCUAGGCAUUGCAUGUGCCAACUAUAUUCUGUGAGUAUGCCUUUGUGAAGACGCUAGUCACCCUCGCCGGGAUUCCCCGCAACAUUUUCAACAAGAGACAAGGGAGAAAAAAAUUCUGCAAAAAUGGACAAAGAAAGUAUUGGUACUCAAUACGAGCCCGUGGCCGAGAUUGGAGAGGGUGCGUACGGGAAAGUGUACAAGGCAAGGGAUUUGAAGAACGGGGGACGCUUUGUAGCCCUAAAAAGAGUUCGUGUCCAGACGGAGGAAGAGGGCAUGCCUCUCUCAACCAUCCGGGAGGUGGCGGUACUGAGGCAGUUGGAGGCCUUUGAACAUCCAAAUGUGGUCAGGUUGUUCGACGUUUGCACAGUCUCUCGGACUGAUCGAGAAACCAAGCUCACCCUGGUGUUUGAGCACGUGGAUCAGGACCUGACCACGUACUUGGAGAAGGCUCCUGACCCCGGGGUACCACCUGAGACCAUUAAGGAUAUGAUGUACCAGCUGCUUCAAGGGCUGGACUUCCUGCACUCACACCGCGUGGUUCACCGUGACCUGAAACCCCAGAAUAUUCUGGUGACCAGUGGAGGUCAGAUCAAACUGGCAGAUUUUGGUUUAGCCCGCAUCUACAGCUUCCAGAUGGCACUCACCUCUGUGGUGGUGACGCUGUGGUACAGAGCUCCUGAAGUGCUGCUCCAGUCCAGUUAUGCUACACCAGUGGAUCUGUGGAGCGUUGGCUGCAUCUUUGCUGAAAUGUUCAGGAGAAGACCCAUUUUUCGAGGAAACUCUGAUGUUGAUCAGCUAGGAAAGAUCUUUGAUGUGGUUGGGGUACCUUCACCAGAAGACUGGCCUCAAGAGGUAGCCUUACCACAGAGUGCCUUCACACCCCGACCCCCUAAACCAAUAGAAGACUUGGUGCCAGACAUGGAUGAGGAAGGACGAACCCUGUUGAUGCAAUUUCUCACCUUCAACCCCUCCAGGAGAAUAUCUGCCUUCGCUGCAUUGAGUCACCCCUACUUUCAAAGCGUGGACAGUCACAGCAGAAGUCUGUAUGCUACCUAUUCAAUCCCCAGCAACAAGCCCACUAUUGAGGAGAGGACUGCCUGAUAGUCCUCCUUCACCUUCAGCUAUCCCAAACAGUAUCUCUAAAAAGUAUUUUCUGUACCCACAUUGUUUUGCUGGGCACAUUAUAACUUAAAACGUAUUAAUUAAGCCAUUUGACACUGAUCAGCAGAAGUCCAUUGAGUCAAUAACUUUUGGCCUUUUAGGCUAACAGACUGAAUAUACCGUGUGUGCAGCACUAUCAUACUGAUCAUCAUACACUUUAUUUGGACUCCAGAGUUUUAAAAUUGAGUUUAUCUUGUUAGUUUUGCACUGCUUAGGUUCUAUGGUUCCUUCAGACGUUAUACUUAAUUGAUUAGAUUCCUGAUCCUCACAAAUCCUAAACAUCCUGUUACAAAUAAGGUCAUUUCAACAUGCUGCUACCAGCACCUGGGAAUGCAUAAGAUGGUGUACCAAAAAGGUAACUUUGGUGCUUAUCUUCAUCAUAUUUCCUAAUCGCCAAUAAAAAAAAAUCAGCAAAGGUUCCUUAGUUUGCAAAAGCUCCCAUGUAUAUGCAAGUUAAUUUAAUUAACCAACAGUGAUGACUUCUAUCAGAAGAUUCAUAGUCAAGCCUUAUUCAGGGGCAUUUCAUGCAGUGUCUCUGAUGUGUACACAUCCCUGGCAAAAUUUCAGGUUUUUGUGACAUAAUAAAUGAAACCAUGAUAAAUAUUUUAAGAACAUGGCAUUUGCCCUCCACAAUUCAAUCAGAAAACAAAACAGUUCUAUUAAAACGUUCCAUUAACUCGGUUACAUAAGUGUGCACACCCUUAAACUAACCUAACUUUGUUGAUGCACCCUUUGAAUAAAUUUAAGCUCACAGUGCUCUUUGGUAGGAGUGUAUCAGUGUCCCACUUCUUAACUUGUUCUCCAAAUCCUUCAACAUUGAGAGGACAUUUCUUGGUCUCAGCCUUCUCAGGCGAUUCCACAGAUUCAUUUUGUUUUAGACUCGUGGAACAUCUUUCCAAAACUUUAAAUUUCCUCUAACAAAAUCAUUCUUUUGUUGAUUUGAAUGUAUCCUUGGAUGCGGAAAAAUAAAACCCCUCUUCAUCAUCCGCUUCUAGCAGACACCGGGCACCCAAGUUUUGCGAGAAAAAUGCAGUUUUAGUCUUUUCUGUCCUGUGAUGUUUACAUACUACUGUGGAUUUUGUUUGUAAUUUCAAAAAAACUGAACUCUAAAAACUGAAUCAAAUUGUGAUUCCAGAAACCUUAAGAAUGGGCACAAUAAUGCAACAAGAUUAUGCAGCUUUGUAUAUUUUCUUUUUUCCACUUCUAAAGGUCUUUUACUUAAAUUGUGCAAGAAAAUCUUCACAAUUUAGAUUACAAAACAUUUAUCAGGGGUUUUGAGAGCCACUGUGUGUUUUCUGACUUCUGAUUGUCAGUGUCAAACAGCUUAAUUAAUAUUUGUUUUAUGUACUAUAUAAACGUAAACAUAAUGAAAAGGAAGGGAAGUACUUUUUAUCAUCAAUAUACAACACUCCUUGAAAGUACUCAAGAGAAACGAGAUGGCGAAGAUGGUGUGAAGGCACAUCAUGGCUGUGAACCAUGCACAAAAGCUGCCCUCCCAAGAACCAGUGGAUCAUAAUUGCUGCUUUUAAUUUGUGAAUUGUUAUCUAAUAAUGCAUAUAUAGGCCUGCAUCUUAGAUCAUCAGGUAGUUAAGAGGCCGGACAAAUUACAGAGGCUGAAGCUUCUUAUUGACCAGUGUUUAGACUUUUUAGACUGCCCUCCUGUCUUUAGGACCAGACGGGGUCUGAAGCGGACACCGUGGAUUUUACUUGCCUUCGUGCUCACUGUGGAAGUGUGCUGUACGGAGAUGGACAACGGGAGUGCACUUGCAAAUACUCAACACAAGCAUGCUCAUGUACCUAUAAAGUCACAAGGAAUCACAAGCCAGCCGCUCACUGCCAUGUUCCUUAUCAUUCUAAUGUUAACUAUAAUAUUGCUCCCACCUUGUGGACAUCUACAGUAACUGCAGACAAACCAGUAGCGGGAUUCUAAUGGUUGUUGCACUUUUCAAGAACUCAAUGGGCUGAUCAUAACGGUGCUGAGACAAUGAAAACUCAUCCUGCCACUUACUUUAAGACUUUUAUUAAAUAACUAUUUUUCUGCCAUUGUGGGAUUUUAUCAUCAUGAAAUUUCCUUAUUUACAAUCUUAAUGAUAGUGUAAUGCACAGGCUUGCUUUCUGUGGAUAAAGUCCCACCAGCACUAUUCAUCAUGAAAACAUUUGGCAAAGUGUUAUCAAAAAUAUUCUGUAUUUAAUUUUAAUUUUAUUGACAAGUCUUAUAAUGCUUUUUACUGGAUUUGGGGGUGGGGGUGGGGGUGGGGUGGGGUGCUUUUCUUAAUACGCUGGGCAUAUGAUAUUCUUACACCAAGUGCACCAACUCUUCACAUGAUCAGAGUUUGUGUAUCUAAGGAAUGUGUAAAGGCUAGGUAUUGGUACUGUACAGUGUGUUCAGCUUGGUGCAACGACAAACUGUUGAAGAAGCACAUAGACAUAUUAUAAAAGUGGCUAGAAGUAGAGUAGGUGAAGGUCAGUGGCAAGUUGUAUGAUGAGAGCAUUUUGCUUCUUGAAAAUGUCCGGUGGAAUUAAUGGAUCUCCUUUGCUGAGGACUGAUUGUGGCUAUGACUUUUACAGUAGAUGCUAAAAAAAGAUACACACAAUUUUAUUUACAGUUUUUGCUUUUACGUUAAUGUGACGUUUCAUUGCAGUUCCGUUUUCUUUUGUUGUUUCUGUUUUAUUUUUAUUUUUUUUGUAAAUAAGCAAGGAAAAGGCAACUUAUGCAGAGCUGUAUUUUUGUAUUUUGUUGUUCUUGCAGGACCGUAACAAUUUAACACUGGUUGGUUUAUGUUUGCCUAACAGGUAGUGCUACUAGCACACACACAAACACACACUCAUUUUUCAACUCUCUCAGGUUUUUUUCUGGAUGUCCAAACCUCUUGGACACAGUUUGCACAUCUCUUGGCUUACUGAGUGACCACAUAAUGACUUUUUCUAGUUUCCCAUCAAGCUGUCUCAUAAUAGUGUCUUUGUUUAUAGUGUACCGUUAACACUAUUUAUCAAUUAUGUUACUGUAGUCAUUUCUGUUUGAAAUAGACUGUUCUUAUCAGCAACAUUUAUUUGCUGAAACGCAAGCAAAAUAGAUCUUCCUAACUAAACACUGUGUGCAUUUUCUAUUUGCAAGAUUUCUGGCGUAAGUGCUCCAUAAUAAAGCUGCAUAAUUAUAAAGCUAUGAUUACCUUAGAAUUUGUUUUAUCAUUGAACUAAUGACCAUUUUAAUGACUUGUAGUGCAUUUCACUCUCAUUUCAGCUGUUGUUUUUUUAAGCAGUUUUACAGUUUGAAAUUAAACUAGGCCUAAAUUAAUCCAUCAUAUUGGUCAGAUUAACAAUGUAUGGAUGCAUUGGUGUCAUAAUAUUGUGUUGCACCAGCUGAAUAAAAUGUGGGGUUUUACAAA
Girardinichthys multiradiatus is the source of this 4994-nucleotide messenger RNA. It is a transcript of the gene cdk6, whose product is annotated as cyclin-dependent kinase 6. Gene Ontology annotation, cellular component: cyclin-dependent protein kinase holoenzyme complex; cytoplasm; nucleus. Lineage: Eukaryota; Metazoa; Chordata; Actinopteri; Cyprinodontiformes; Goodeidae. Gene Ontology annotation, molecular function: ATP binding; cyclin binding; cyclin-dependent protein serine/threonine kinase activity. The record is from RefSeq and is a predicted model, not a curated record. Gene Ontology annotation, biological process: signal transduction; regulation of G2/M transition of mitotic cell cycle; regulation of gene expression. The transcript is spliced from 8 exons. The coding region runs from base 571 to 1548 and encodes 325 amino acids.